Molecule: messenger RNA, 3993 nt
Organism: Ochotona princeps (American pika)
Lineage: Eukaryota; Metazoa; Chordata; Mammalia; Lagomorpha; Ochotonidae
Gene: KCNT2
Product: potassium sodium-activated channel subfamily T member 2
Exons: 28
Coding region: 403-3750 (1115 amino acids)
Biological process (GO): potassium ion transport
Cellular component (GO): membrane
Molecular function (GO): intracellular sodium-activated potassium channel activity
Source: RefSeq, a predicted model, not a curated record
CACUACCCGGCCCGCGGCGGCCGCUCCCACCUUCACGCGAGUCCGGGGCCCCGCGCGUUUUCUCCCGCGAAGUAACUUUUGUGUUCCCGCCUCCUCCCUGCCCGCCUCCCGGGUCCUGGGUACCAGAGGCGGCGCCGAGGCAGGGGGCGGUCCCCUGGCGGCGCCGGCUCUCCUCAGAGCCAGACUUUUUGCUCCUGGACUCGGUUUGCAUCAUCCCCCAUCGCACCCUCAGGAAAGAAGAGCCAGCCUCACUCGCCAGCCUCAGCUUCCGGCUCCAAGCCGAUCCCCUCCCCCGCGGAGCCCCCCGCUGCCCUAGGCCCCCUUCCCCGCCUCGUCCCCGGCGGCGCCAGCUGCUGCUCUCGCUUUCCCCGCUGCUGUCUGAUGUCCCUCAGGCUCUGAAGGAUGGUCGAUCUGGAGAGUGAAGUGCCCCCCCUGCCUCCCAGGUACCGGUUUCGCGAUUUGCUGCUCGGGGACCAAGGAUGGCAGAACGAUGACAGGGUACAAGUUGAAUUCUAUAUGAAUGAAAACACAUUUAAAGAAAGACUAAAGUUGUUUUUCAUUAAAAACCAGAGAUCAAGUCUAAGGAUACGCCUAUUCAAUUUUUCUCUAAAAUUAUUAAGCUGCUUAUUGUACAUAAUUCGAGUACUACUAGAAAACCCUUCACAAGGAAAUGAAUGGUCUCAUAUCUUUUGGGUGAACAGAAGUCUACCUUUGUGGGGUUUACAGGUUUCAGUGGCAUUAAUAAGUCUAUUUGAAACAAUACUACUUGGUUAUCUCAGUUAUAAGGGAAACAUCUGGGAACAGAUUUUGCGGAUGCCCUUCAUCUUGGAAAUAAUUAACGCAGUACCCUUCAUUAUUUCAAUAUUCUGGCCAGCCUUAAGGAAUUUGUUUGUCCCAGUCUUUCUAAACUGUUGGCUGGCAAAGCAUGCCUUGGAAAAUAUGAUUAACGACCUGCACAGAGCCAUUCAACGUACACAGUCUGCAAUGUUUAAUCAAGUUUUGAUUUUAAUAUCUACUUUACUCUGCCUUAUCUUCACCUGCAUUUGUGGAAUCCAGCAUUUGGAACGAAUCGGAAAGAAAUUGAAUCUUUUUGACUCACUGUAUUUCUGCAUCGUGACAUUUUCGACUGUGGGCUUUGGGGAUGUCACUCCUGAAACAUGGUCUUCCAAGCUUUUUGUUGUUGCUAUGAUCUGUGUGGCUCUGGUGGUUCUCCCUAUACAGUUUGAACAGCUGGCCUAUUUGUGGAUGGAGAGGCAAAAGUCAGGUGGGAACUAUAGCCGACAUAGAGCUCAGACUGAAAAGCAUGUUGUUCUGUGUGUCAGCUCACUGAAGAUUGACUUACUUAUGGACUUUUUAAAUGAGUUCUAUGCUCAUCCAAGACUGCAGGAUUAUUAUGUUGUGAUUUUGUGUCCUACUGAAAUGGAUGUGCAAGUUCGAAGAGUACUGCAGAUUCCAAUGUGGUCCCAAAGAGUUAUUUACCUUCAGGGUUCAGCCCUGAAAGACCAGGACCUAUUGAGGGCAAAGAUGGAUGAUGCUGAGGCCUGUUUUAUUUUGAGUAGCCGUUGUGAAGUGGACAGGACUUCAUCUGAUCACCAAACGAUUUUGAGAGCGUGGGCAGUAAAAGAUUUUGCUCCAAAUUGUCCUUUGUAUGUCCAGAUCUUAAAGCCUGAAAACAAAUUUCAUAUCAAGUUUGCUGAUCAUGUUGUUUGUGAAGAAGAGUUUAAAUACGCCAUGUUAGCUUUAAACUGUAUAUGCCCAGCAACUUCUACACUUAUUACACUACUGGUUCAUACCUCUAGAGGGCAGGAAGGCCAGCAGUCGCCAGAGCAAUGGCAGAAGAUGUACGGCAGAUGCUCCGGGAAUGAAGUCUACCACAUUGUUCUGGAAGAAAGCACAUUUUUUGCGGAAUAUGAAGGAAAGAGUUUUACAUAUGCUUCUUUUCAUGCACACAAAAAGUUUGGUGUUUGCUUGAUUGGUGUCAGGAGGGAGGAUAAUAAAAACAUUUUGCUGAAUCCAGGUCCUCGCUACAUUAUGAAUGCUUCCGAUAUAUGUUUUUAUAUUAAUAUUACCAAAGAAGAGAAUUCAGCGUUUAAGAACCAAGACCCGCAGAGAAAAAACAAUGCACCAAGGUCGUUUUAUCAUGGACCUUCCAGACUGCCUGUACAUAGCAUCAUUGCCAGCAUGGGUACAGUGGCCAUAGACCUACAGGACACAAGCUGUAGAUCAGCAAGUGGCCCUACCCUGACUCUUCCUGUAGAGGGAGGUAAAGAGCUAAGAAGACCUAGUAUUGCUCCUGUUUUAGAGGUUGCAGACACAUCAUCAAUCCAAACAUGUGAUCUUCUAAGUGACCAAUCAGAAGAUGAGAACACACCAGAUGAGGAAAUCUCUUCAAAUUUGGAGUACGCUAAAGGCUACCCACCAUAUUCUCCUUAUAUAGGAAGUUCACCCACUUUCUGUCAUCUCCUUCAGGAAAAAGUGCCAUUUUGCUGCUUAAGAUUAGAUAAGAGUUGCCAGCAUAACUACUAUGAGGACGCAAAAGCCUAUGGAUUCAAAAAUAAACUAAUUAUAGUUGCAGCUGAAACAGCUGGAAAUGGAUUGUAUAAUUUUAUUGUUCCUCUCAGGGCAUAUUAUAGACCAAAGAAAGAACUUAAUCCUAUAGUACUGCUGUUGGAUAACCCCCUAGAUGACUUACUCAGGUGCGGUGUGACCUUUGCUGCCAACAUGGUGGUUGUGGACAAAGAGAGCACCAUGAGCGCCGAGGAGGACUACAUGGCCGAUGCCAAGACCAUCGUGAACGUGCAGACCCUUUUCAGGUUGUUUUCCAGUCUCAGUAUCAUCACAGAGCUCACUCACCCAGCCAACAUGAGAUUUAUGCAGUUCAGAGCCAAGGACUGUUAUUCUCUCGCUCUUUCAAAACUGGAAAAGAAAGAACGGGAGAGAGGGUCUAAUUUGGCUUUUAUGUUUCGGCUGCCUUUUGCCGCUGGAAGAGUAUUUAGCAUCAGUAUGUUGGACACACUUUUGUAUCAGUCAUUUGUGAAGGAUUAUAUGAUUUCUAUCACCAGACUUCUUCUGGGACUGGAUACAAUACCAGGAUCUGGCUUUCUCUGUUCCAUGAAAAUCACUGAGGAGGACUUAUGGAUCAGAACUUACGCCAGGCUUUAUCAGAAGUUGUGUUCAUCCACUGGAGAUGUUCCCAUUGGAAUCUACAGGACUGAAUGUCAGAAACUCACCACAUCUGAGUCUCGUGAAAUAGCAUCCCAAUCUCAAAUAUCUAUCAGUGUGGAAGAGUGGGAGGACACCAAAGAGCAAGGGCAUCACCGCAGCAACCACCGCAACUCCACGUCCAGUGACCAGUCUGAGCACCCCCUGCUGCGCAGGAAGAGCAUGCAGUGGGCCCGGAGGCUGAGCAGAAAAGGCCCCAAACACUCUGGGAAAACAGCAGAGAAAAUAACGCAGCAGCGGCUGAGCCUGUACAGGCGGUCGGAAAGACAGGAGCUUGCUGAACUGGUGAAAAACAGAAUGAAGCACUUGGGGCUCUCUACCGUGGGAUACGAUGAAAUGAAUGAUCAUCAAAGUACCCUCUCCUACAUCCUGAUUAAUCCAUCUCCAGAUACGAGACUAGAGCUGAAUGAUGUUGUAUACUUAAUCAGGCCAGAUCCUUUGGCCUAUCUUCCAAAUAGUGAACCCAGCCGAAAAAACAGCAUUUGCAACGCCACGGGUCAAGACACACGGGAGGAGACUCAACUUUGAUUAGCAAGAAGAGACUUAUUUUUUUCUCCUACAAAGAUUUUGCUUGAAAUAACAUAAGUGAAAGGAAAGAGACUGGAAUGUGUUAAGUUCUGCCAUGUUUAAAAACAGAAUCUAUUCUCUUAUGAUUCUAGAUCACUUUAAAAUUUAAUGUACUAUUUAUCGACUCGACCUCUAUUGGUCUUUGGAAGGUGUCAGCAGAAUGAUUUUGAAGACCUAAAUUAAAAUACAAAAUUUAGAUUUUAU